GCGGUCUGAUCUCUCACUAGGCAGGGCAAGGUGAGCUUUUGUUCUCUUACCGACAGCUUUCACCUCUCAGAAAUUGUUCCGCCGCGCGGAUCUCUACCCGACAUGUCCGGCCUGGAUCCGCUGAUGAUGGGGAUCUCCAUCGGGAACAAGGACAACACUUCUCUGGCUCUGCCUUCCGUGAACCAGCACCGGACGGGACAGGAGCGCGUGCGGGAGCAAGUGCAGUCUGUCAGGAGGACCAAGUUGAGACACCCCAGCACCAUGAGCGGAUCCACUUCUCUGUCUCCAACAAGUCCUUCGCAUGAAUCAAACGGAAACCUCUUUUUUGGCAAUGGCUUCCCAAAAAGUUACAGCAUUGACAGAAGCCUGAGCAGUCCUCAGAAUUCCAACAACAAAAUCACGUCUAUGAGGACGAACACAACAUUUUCUCGCUACAUGAGGAAUUAUUCCGUCACUGGCCCAAAGCCAGCAGGCCAACUUAACUCCAGCCGGAGCGAGCCUUCCUGGAGCUACGGCGCUCCGAGGCCUUCCAUCCCAACGCAGAGGCUGCCAUCCAACACGGGCAUCUACAGGAACCAGCAAUGCUCAAGCAAGUUCAUAAGGAAGAACACCUCACGGCCUCACCCUGUGGAUGUUCCAAAUGGUUCAUAUCCAACAAAAACAAACAACUAUUUGAAAGCGAGUCGAACGGACAUGAGACAGACUCAAUCAAUGACCUUGGUCACCGAUGGUCCAACCAAAACAACAAAGUCAGAAGCAAAUAUGGCCAAAGUCAACAUGAAGGAGGCUGUGGAGUUUCUUUCCAGCAAGGAUGAGAAUUAUCAGCUCUUUGGUGCUUCCUGCAUUCAGCAAAACACUUUCAAUAACGACAGAUCAAAAGAAGAGGUAUUGAAGCUAAAGGGCAUCCCUGCCCUGCUGGCCCUUCUGCCCAGCUCCAAUUCAAUGGUCAAACACGUAGUCUCCGCCACCCUGCGUAACUUGUCCUUCAAGAGCAGCCCCAACAAAGAGGAGAUAUUUCACUGUGGUGGCAUCACGAUGAUCACGGAUCAGCUCAAACAAUCCGGCUCCGUAGACCUCGACAAACAACUCACAGGUCUCCUGUGGAACUUAUCCUCUGAAGAUGACCUGAAGUCGGUAUUGUUAAGGGAGAGUCUGUCCACUCUAAUGGAGCGUGUGAUCGUCCCAAACACAAAGACUCCGGACAUCACCAGCAAUGCAAACAGAGACCCUUAUGUCUUCACUAAUGCUACAGCAUGCCUCCGAAACCUCAGCAGCGGCAACCAAAACAGCAGACAGACCAUGAGGAAAUGUCCAGGUCUGAUCGACUCUUUAGUCAAUUACCUGAAAAGCUGUGAGGAGAAAGAUGUUGAUGAUGAGCCAUUAGAGAACAGUGUGUGCAUCCUGCACAAUCUGACGUUCCAGCUGGAAGCAGAGGUUCCUUCUCUGUUCGAGAGGAUCAAAACGUUGAUUCCUGCCAACAGGAGUCAGAUUCAGAACAGUGGGAGUGCUGUUGGCUGCUUCAAUCCACCAGGCAAAUCCUCAGAGCAUGACCGCCCCUUUGACUAUCCAGUCGUCGAGAAUCCGCAUCCCAGUGGGGUGGGUUGGUUGAUCCACUCCAAACUCCUGCAGAGUUACUUGUCUCUGCUGAAGAGGAGUCAGCGGGAUGAGCUGAAGAAAGCCUGCUGUGGGUCCAUGCACAAUCUCACCGCUUCUAAAGGCAUUGUUUCUGAAGUAAUCGGUCAGAUCAUUGUGAAGAAAUUAUAUGGCAUGCAGGCUAUCGCCCCUCUCCUAAAGUCCAACAAAGAUGACUUGCAGAGGGCCGCCAUGUCGUUGCUAAUUAACCUGCUAAAGAACGAAAAUUUGUACAGUCUCAUCGGUCGUGAAGCUCUCCCAAGGCUGAUUGAUGUUCUCGGACACACUGAAGUGACCGCAGAGUCUGAUGACACAUACGCCAUGGCGUGCCAGUCCACCACCGUCCUGCUUCUGAAUAACCCGGAGUCCAACAAAAAUUACUUAACAAACAACUUGAUCAAACUCCUGAGUAAUCACAGCAACACCUGUCACCCCAAAUCCAGCAAAGCUGCAGCCAUUCUUCUCUACAGAAUCUGGGCAGAUAAAGAUCUGCAAAGCUACGUGAAAAAGAAUGGGAUGAACAAGUCGAUGUUUGUUAACGACACGACGACAGCAGCAUGCAGUUCGCUCACUGAGCAUUGAUUGGCACCACUAAACUGAGCUCUGGAAGCCUUUUUCCUGAAGGUCUGCAGGCCCUCUGGACAUGAACUCAUCCAAUCAGAUCUUUAUUUUUAAACAGAAACUCCCCAUUAUGCAUUCAUGCUGCAUGUAAAUGCUAUAAAAUUGUGUUUUUAUGUAUAAAAAGAAGGUGAAGGUUCCGAUCUGACAAGUGGUAAAAGUCUCAAUGUUAUAGUUUUAACACUGAUGAAUAAACGUAGUUGUUUUCAAUUUAGCUUGCUUUGUACUUAUAAAAUUCCAAUAAUUUUAUUUUGUACUGAAUUAUGUUUUAAUAUCAAGUAGCAACAAAAUAAAAUGGAUUUCUUGUAAAAUUAACCUUCAUAGCUUUUUGUCAGCAUCACUUUUUGGGUAAUUUGUAGUAUUUUCUUGUGUGCAAUCCAUAAAUGAUUUAAAUUGUGUCUGAUUAGUUGCAAUAAAGCUGGCAGAAAUUCGCUGCACCAUUUGCAAA
Molecule: messenger RNA, 2698 nt
Organism: Nothobranchius furzeri (turquoise killifish)
Lineage: Eukaryota; Metazoa; Chordata; Actinopteri; Cyprinodontiformes; Nothobranchiidae
Product: plakophilin-1
Biological process (GO): cell-cell adhesion; cell-cell junction assembly; intermediate filament bundle assembly
Cellular component (GO): plasma membrane; adherens junction; nucleus
Molecular function (GO): cadherin binding
Source: RefSeq, a predicted model, not a curated record